Messenger RNA from Mesorhabditis belari, 1974 nucleotides. The record is from the annotation of a GenBank genome assembly. NCBI's taxonomy places the organism in Eukaryota, Metazoa, Nematoda, Chromadorea, Rhabditida, Rhabditidae.
AUGCGCUUCGAGGAUAUUCUAACACCAAGGGUCGAUAAAGUGCAACUAGUUGAUCGUUGGGGCGCUGAAUCGAACAUUUGUGGAACGGUUCAUGUAACGACAAGCCACGUAAUCUUCAAAGCAGACGAAGGAAGUCGAGAAAUUUGGCUAGCCAAUGGGUUGAUUGGAACGGUGGAACGUGGCUCUUUGUCUGUUGCCGGAUGUCCACUUCUGAUUCGUUGCAAACACUUUAUGCAGAUUCAUCUUCUGAUAAAUCGCGACAAAGUUUGCCAAGAACUCUACGAAACACUCGUUAACUGCUCGAAGCCAACAAAUAUUGAAAGUGUCGUUGCUUUUGAAAACAGAGACCAAAAUGAAGAUGCCCGUGGCUGGAAACGUCUGGAAUGGAUGACAGAAUUCUCUCGACAAGGUGUCUCCUCUAGUUGGAUGAAGACGGACAUUAAUGCGAAUUACAAGUCUUGUGACACCUACCCUGAGCAGCUCUGGGUUCCCUCCACUGCACGGACACCACUUCUAGAAGGAUCUAUCAGCUUUCGAAGUCGAGGAAGAUUUCCAGUACUUACUUAUUUUCAUCGAACAAAUGGAGCAGCGAUAGCAAGAUGCUCACAACCAAAUGCCGGCUUUCGAGCGCGCUGUGUUGAAGACGAAACCUUUAUGACGUUGAUUGGAAAAGCAAAUCCUCAUCAAGAAAUUGUGUAUUUGAUUGAUACACGACCUAUGGUUAAUGCAAUGGUGAACAAAGUCCAAGGAAAGGGCUUUGAGGAUGAACGAAAUUACGCGAAUAUCCGCUCAUACUUUUACGACAUUGAAAACAUUCAUGUGAUGCGCUCAAGUCAAAUUAAAGUUGUUGAAGCUUGUGCUCGAGCUAAGACCAUGACUGAAUAUCUAAAAGCUAUCGACUCUUCUGGAUGGUUAAAACAUCUGAGGAUCGUUACCGAAUGUUCGCUAUUUAUUGCCGAUAGCAUUGCAAAAGGAAUCUCUUGCGUUAUUCAUUGUUCCGAUGGUUGGGACCGAACGUCGCAAACGGUAAGUUUGGCCCAAUUGCUUCUUGAUCCAUUCUUCCGAACGAUACAUGGAUUCCAAGUUUUGAUUGAAAAAGAUUGGCUUGGCUUUGGACACAAAUUUGACGACAGAUGCGCUCACAUUGGUGCAAACAAUGAAGAAGCUCCAAAAGAGAUAUCUCCAGUGUUCUCCCAAUGGCUUGAUUGUGUAUGGCAAGUUUGGAGAAUGCGACCUCGAGCUUUCCAGUUCAACGAGCGUUUUCUCAUCGAGCUCCAUGAGCAUGCAUAUUCUUGUCAAUAUGGAACGUUUUUGGGCAACUGCGAUUCGGAUAGAAAGAGUCUCUCAUUAUCAACACGAACUAAAUCUUUGUGGACACAUCUGGAUUCACGGCGCGAUGAUUUCCUUAACCCGUUUUAUGAGCCAGCUUCAUUUGGUUAUUUGCUCGAUAUCGAUAUAAGAGCUAGUUCGUUCGUGGUCUGGAGUGGACUUUACAAUCGUUUUGAUGAAGGAAUUCUACCACGAGAGGAUAUUUACAAUUCAACUAUGGCGACAAUUGAACACGUUGGAAUCUUGGAAGCACAUGUCGCUCAACUCAGAAAUAAACUAGUAGAGUUGAAGCAGCAACUGGGAAAGUCAGCGCCGGGCAACGCAUCAAUUAUGGCCGACAGUGGACAUGGAUCGAGCAGUGGAGCCGAGGGAGUAGAUGGGAUUCAAAGCCCCACGAGCGUGUCGAUCAGUGGUUUUGGCGAAGAGAGUGGAUACUGCGAGGGAUUACUUCAACCAGUGGCUCUUAAAUGGAUGUCUGAAAGGGAUGCGACUAGUUGCUCAUCUCCAAAUUGUGGUUUUGAAUUUACGUCGAGGAGUGAACGCCGUAUGCACUGUUAUCGAUGUGGAAAGAUAUUCUGCCGUCGUUGUGUUCAUUUGACGAGCGAUGAGCGAGAACGCGUGUGCAAUCUUUGCAAUAAUGCAUCA